CAGCAAAGGCAUCCGAAUCCAAAGCGGAAGAAUUUGCACAGAGCGCCAUUCCUUUUCCACAAAAUCUCUCCAAUGGCGCGCCUUCUUCUUCUUCUCUUCCCCUUUUAUCUUCUCCUUCACAACCCUUCUUCGUCUCUCACCUCCUCCUUCCAUUUCGCUCUUCUCUCCCCUCUCUCGCUCCCACAGCUCGAGCCUUUUCAUCUGAAAUGGCCGGCCAAGGGAACGCUUGCCUUAGGAUCACACGGGGCGUUAAGAAGAGGUCCGCUUCGAUGGCGGCCAUGGCGUCGGAGGAUGAGCGUCCGGUGGGGAAGAAAAGGGUUGUGUUGGGUGAGCUCAAGCAUUUUGCGAACAUUGUUGUUUCUAUGAAGCCUGCUCUGGGGAAGGAGACCCAGAAGCCGAAGGGUAAGGUUAAGGGCAAGACAGCGAAGGCAAAGAAGGUACUGAUUCCGGCGACGGAGGAGGAUGAAUCGGCGGCUACUGACAAUCCCCAAAUGUGCGCGGCUUAUGCUAAGGACAUCUUCGAGUAUUUGUAUAAAAUGGAGGCCGAACCUAAGAGAAGGCCUUCUCAAAGUUAUCUGGAGAAGGUUCAGACAGAAGUGAAUGCCAACAUGAGAGGAGUUUUGGUGGACUGGUUGGUGGAAGUUGCAGAGGAAUACCGGCUCCCAGCCGACACUCUCUAUCUCACCGUUAACUACAUCGAUAGAUGCCUGUCUCACAAACCGCUUGAACGGAAGAAGCUUCAACUCCUCGGUGUCACCUCCAUGCUUAUCGCCUCAAAGUACGAAGAGAUCAAGCCUCCAAACGUGGACGAUUUUUGCUAUAUAACCGACAAUACGUACACGGCCGAAGACGUCGUGAAGAUGGAGGCCGACAUACUUUCAUGGCUGAAAUUUGAAUUGGGUAGCCCGACAGCUAUCACAUUUUUGAGGCGGUUCGUCAAGGUCUCACUGGAGGGUUCUCACAAUAAUUCCAACUCUCGGCUCGAGUUCUUGGCUCAUUAUCUCGCGGAGUUGAGUUUGUUAGAUUACGAGUGUCUAAAAUUCCCGCCUUCUCUCGUUGCCGCAUCUGCCAUGUUUCUGGCAAGAUUCAUAAUCCGGCCAAAGACGCAUCCUUGGGUGAGCCAUCGACCUCAGUUCCCGGCCCGAAAAACACAGGAGCUUCAACAGAGCACGAAAUAUCGACCGGCCGAGGUAAAACAAUGUGCCCUCAUCUUACACGACCUAUAUCUCAGAAGACGAGGGCGCGGUCUGCAGGCUGUAAGAGAGAAAUACAGUCAAUAUAAGUUCGAGUCUGUAGCCAACACUCCCUCGCCGCCAUUGAUGCCAGAAUCAUUCUUCGACGAUAUCAUAUGGUGAAAAGCCUGGGAUUUGUCAUCUGGGUGUCUGCAUUUGUAAAGCCGUUGCACAAAUAGUAUCAAGGGCGAGCCUGGAAUCCAAUCAAAGUUCACUUUUUUUUUUAAUAAUUUCUGAGAUGAAUGAAUAAAGUUUUGAUUUUGUUC
Tarenaya hassleriana is the source of this 1498-nucleotide messenger RNA. Its product is annotated as putative cyclin-A3-1. Lineage: Eukaryota; Viridiplantae; Streptophyta; Magnoliopsida; Brassicales; Cleomaceae. Bases 207 to 1355 code for a protein of 382 amino acids. Gene Ontology annotation, biological process: regulation of cyclin-dependent protein serine/threonine kinase activity; mitotic cell cycle phase transition. Gene Ontology annotation, molecular function: cyclin-dependent protein serine/threonine kinase regulator activity. The record is from RefSeq and is a predicted model, not a curated record. The transcript is spliced from 7 exons. Gene Ontology annotation, cellular component: nucleus; cytoplasm; cyclin-dependent protein kinase holoenzyme complex.